CCGCGGAGUUGAUUGUUCUCUCAGUACGAUGCGAUGGACUACUUAAACUAGACCUUCAGGCUUUGUGCUGGUCUGAGCGGGUCAUCAUCACCAAUCCUUUUACCUUCUGUCUGCGCUGUGCCCAACAUGCUCGUUCCUCGCCUUUUUACAGUCAUGGGGGUGGCCAUGACCGCAGCCUCGGCUACAGUUGUAUCGUCCAGCGAACAACAUGUCCGAAGAGGUCCACAAGAGCUGCGGGCAUGCCUAGCGGACGCGAUCGCUGAUAUAGCUCGGUUGCAGUUCUCCAACGACACGAAUUUCAUUGAACAGCAUGUUCGUCCAUACAAUCUCAAUUACCCACGCACUCCAUUUGCUGUUGCUUAUCCAAAUACCACGGGAGAAGUCUCUUCCAUUGUCCUUUGUGCUGCGAGGCAGGGUCGGAAGGUUCAAGCCAGAAGUGGCGGGCACGACUAUAUCAAUAGAAGUAUUGGCACGGGGGAUGGUAUCGUGGUGGUUGAUGUUGGUGGCUUCCAACAGCUGUCAAUCGACGAGGAGGGCAUCGCGACUGUUGGCUCUGGCCACCGCUUGAGCUCUCUUGUCGAGGGCUUGUACGCAAACGGUAAACGUCUGAUGCCCCAUGGGAUUCACUACAACGUUGGUGUCGGCGGCCAUGCCACCGUAGGCGGCAUGGGUUUCUCAAGCCGCAUGUUUGGUUAUACCUUAGAUGUCAUGACGGAGGCUGAAGUCGUCUUGUCAAACGGCCAAGUCGUCCGGGCGACAGCAGACGAAUCCUCCGACUUGUUUUGGGCCAUUCGUGGAGCUGCUGCGAGUUUCGGCAUCGUUACCGAGUUCAAGUUUAAGACCUUCUCUGAGCCUGAGUCGAUCAUCGAGUUUACUUAUCCGGUCCGGAGCAACGAUACAACCAUUCUAGCCGAGUCGGUCAAAGCAUACCACCAGCUGAUCCGCAAUUCCGAUUUUCCCGUGAACAUCAGCGUCAGCUGUCAAUUCACGCAAAGCGGCCUCGAUUUUAUGGGAGUUUUCAUUGGACAUCCGACAGAUCUUGACGUGCUCGACCUUUUUACCAGAAUUCCACACAUCAACCAUGAGGACAGCAACAUCACCGCCCAUGACUCGUGGCUGACGCUGAUGCGUUCGCAAUUUGAAGGUACUCGGAGUGUCUUUCCGGCACAAUCGCACUUCCACAGCGAAGAUAGGAUGGUACCUCUCUCGGAUCUUCCCACGAACAGCAGUAUCGACAACUUCAUUGACAAACUCUACAACUCUGGACGUGCCCCGAAUAACUGGCUGUUCCUGUUCGAUAUGCGAGGCGGCAUCCCAAACACCUUCCCCUCAAACGCCACGUCUUUUCCCCAUCGCGACGGUGCAUACACCAUCAACACUUGGAUUAGGACUGAAGGCGCUACGACUUCGAAUGUUUAUAGCCACGCUACCGAUGCCUUCCUCUCCAUCCAAGGAGGUACUCGUGAUAAGUAUCUAUCCUACGCAGCAUCUCCUGUCGUUGGCUACCACCCUGCGAGGUAUUACGGCAUACGCCAUUAUGAGCGGCUGCAGGACCUUAAGGCGACAUACGAUCCGUCAGAUGUCUUCUCGACUUCUUUGAAUAUCAAGGCAUUCUACACUCGGGGUUCUACUUUCGGCAAAAAGUAACAUUAAUCGACCGAAGAGGGAUGUCGGGCUUUCUUUCUAGCGGCAGCUGGGAGAGACAGGAUCUAAAAAGGAUAUACGAAAGGCAUGGCGAAGGGUGGCGAUCAAAAGAGUGAAUAGCUAUCUAGCUGGCGAUUUGUGAUACCCAACAAUCGAAGCCGAAUGAUGGAUGGUGAACGUGUGCGAGACCCAUAUAAAUACUCACUGGAAACCCGACAAGGACUAUAUGUAGUCCUACCGCGCCAACUGCAAUAAGAGUAUUAAAGAGUUCAGAACCAAAUAAAAUGAAAUUGAUUGUCCUUUAAUUGCAUUUUUAAGCAUCAUAAUAAACAGUGGUAGUGGUAGUAUACCGACUUGGUAAUAGUGAUGGGAGUGAUGGUGGUGUUGGUG
Messenger RNA from Durotheca rogersii, 2034 nucleotides. RefSeq names its product FAD-binding domain-containing protein. The transcript is spliced from 2 exons. Lineage: Eukaryota; Fungi; Ascomycota; Sordariomycetes; Xylariales; Xylariaceae. The coding region runs from base 127 to 1647 and encodes 506 amino acids. The record is from RefSeq and is a predicted model, not a curated record. Gene Ontology annotation, molecular function: oxidoreductase activity; FAD binding.